GACUCCGCGUCUCUCUGGAUUGUUCUCGUCUUGUCCGAGCUGCUGCUGUUUCUCUGGCCUCCUCCUUAGAUUAGCAACUGCGACUGCCAAUUACCGGUGCUGCUUUCAAUCUUCUACUCCACCAUUCUCAGCUCGGGUUAGGUUUUGGGCUGAAAUAGUUAUUGGGCCUCGAAAGAAGGAAGUAAGAAUGUGAAUGGAAAACCGUUCAUAUAUAUACAAGUGAAAGCUAAAUACUCUGCCAACAAAACACUUGCUGAGGGCUACCCACUACCCAGUGUUAUUCUCCUUUCCAUCAAUCUACGAAGACCCAUCACCGGGCAGAGCCUAGCUGUUUUCCUUGAUGUAAGAACUAGGUUUGGCUCAAGGUGACUUAGAUCGUUAUUUGAGCUUGAGCCUGGAAAUUGAGGUGCAUUCUUGAGCAUUAUAGUUGUAAAGGGUCAACUUUAUAGAACUUUAUCAGGUUGUUGUCAAGGAACUUGAUUGGAUAGUCAUUGAGUCGGCUAUCUAGAGAUGGUAUUGAUAUUGGAGUUUUGUUUGCUUUAUUUAUCUUUUUGAGGUGAGAAACUAGGACCUGAACUAUGGCCAAGCAUCAUCCUGAUCUGAUCAUGUGCCGGAAGCAGCCAGGAAUUGCCAUUGGACGACUUUGUGAGAAAGAUGAUGGGAAAUGUGUGAUAUGUGAUUCUUAUGUGCGUCCUUGCACACUUGUACGAAUAUGUGAUGAAUGCAACUACGGAUCCUUCCAAGGUCGGUGCGUUAUCUGUGGAGGCGUUGGUAUCUCAGAUGCCUACUAUUGCAAAGAGUGCACACAGCAGGAGAAAGAUAGGGAUGGAUGCCCAAAAAUUGUUAAUUUAGGAAGUGCCAAAACAGAUCUGUUCUAUGAGCGCAAGAAGUAUGGUUUUAAGAAAAGAUAAGUUGUGGGUUUCAUCUGUGGUAAUAUGAUAUGCCUAUCAGUCUUGGUAGACGAGGAAAGAACCGAAUCUAAACUGUUGCAAAGUUAAGUUUGUAUCUAACAAUGGUAUAGCUGCUUUGAAGAUUUGUGUUGCUUAUGGUCUUGUAAUACUCUUGAACAGAAUUGUGUUUGAACCAUGUAUCUUAAUUCUAGAGCAGCUGCUUACUAUCAAGAUGUCUAAUAGACCGUGUGAGGUAAUUGAGGCAUAUCAUUUGAUUUUAUUUUA
Molecule: messenger RNA, 1175 nt
Organism: Ricinus communis (castor bean)
Lineage: Eukaryota; Viridiplantae; Streptophyta; Magnoliopsida; Malpighiales; Euphorbiaceae
Product: PHD finger-like domain-containing protein 5A
Exons: 4
Coding region: 579-911 (110 amino acids)
Biological process (GO): mRNA splicing, via spliceosome
Cellular component (GO): precatalytic spliceosome; catalytic step 2 spliceosome; U12-type spliceosomal complex
Source: RefSeq, a predicted model, not a curated record